This is a messenger RNA of Esox lucius (northern pike), 872 nucleotides long. It is a transcript of the gene smim7, whose product is annotated as small integral membrane protein 7. NCBI's taxonomy places the organism in Eukaryota, Metazoa, Chordata, Actinopteri, Esociformes, Esocidae. The coding region runs from base 80 to 310 and encodes 76 amino acids. The transcript has 5 exons. The record is from RefSeq and is a predicted model, not a curated record.
UGGUGGAAUGACUGCUUCCCAAGGGUUUCCCUUCGGCUUUUGAUGACGUUUGCGGAAGUAUACCGUUGAUGUGGACAAAAUGAUCGGGGAUCUCUUGAUAUUCGGGACUCUACUUAUGAAUGCUUGUGCAGUGUUAAACUUCAAACUGAAGAGGAAGGAGUCACAAGGAGGAUUUGGAGAUGAACCUCGCGGGCCAACUACAGGUGACAACAUCAGGGAGUUUCUCUUGAGUCUACGAUACUUCCGGAUUUUCAUUGCCUUAUGGAAUGUCUUCAUGAUGUUUUGCAUGAUUCUAUUGUUUGGAUCAUGAUCAAUGUCAUUGUUGGAGUGGACACCCCUGCGACAAAAAAAACAACAUUUACAUUUAUUUUGAGAUUCGGUUGCUGUUGUGUUGGAUCCUGCAACCUUUGACCAUUCUGUGUAUUUACCUUGUAUUAUACUGUACAUGUCAAUAUCUAUAGCCUGGACUUUUUAGUAAAAUAUACAGAAUAUGAAAAUACUACAACUAUUACAUGUUAAAAUAAAUGAGUUCUAUUUGGAUCACCUUGUUUAUUCAACACAACUCUGUGAAUAUACAAGCACCCAAAGCCGCAACUGAUUAUUGGCUAUUUUAGUCUCAUGUUUCAGUUUGUUUUAACCAUUUACUAUGUAUGUAUUUAGGUUGCUAAUCUGUUAUUUAUAGUCCCCGUUUCUUAUCAAAUUUGUGAAUACAAUGAGAAUAUAUUGAAAUCCACCACCAUGAACUAAUGUUGGUUUAACAUGGGUCUUCUAAUGUUAUUAACAGUUACACAUUAUCACUACUUUUGUGUACUUUAAUUUUAUCACAUGCCUAUGGUGUGGUUUUGUAAAAUAAACCUUUACUCUGAAAUGCA